Messenger RNA from Prosopis cineraria, 1665 nucleotides. RefSeq names its product glutamine synthetase nodule isozyme-like. NCBI's taxonomy places the organism in Eukaryota, Viridiplantae, Streptophyta, Magnoliopsida, Fabales, Fabaceae. Gene Ontology annotation, molecular function: glutamine synthetase activity. The transcript is spliced from 11 exons. The record is from RefSeq and is a predicted model, not a curated record. Bases 87 to 1157 code for a protein of 356 amino acids. Gene Ontology annotation, cellular component: cytoplasm.
CAAAGUCCAUAACCUAUCAACACCUUAGCCUCCAUCUUCUAUUCAUAUCUUACUACUGAUAAGCCAUUCCUUCUAACCAACUAAUAAUGUCUCUUCUCUUAGAUCUUGUCAACCUCAACCUCUCUGAUACGACUGAGAAAGUCAUCGCGGAGUACAUAUGGAUCGGUGGAUCUGGCAUGGACCUCAGAAGCAAAGCCAGGACUAUUUCUGGACCAGUGAGUGACCCUGCAAAACUUCCCAAGUGGAACUAUGAUGGGUCAAGCACAGGGCAAGCUCCUGGAGAAGACAGUGAAGUCAUCUUAUACCCACAAGCAAUCUACAGGGAUCCAUUUAGGAGAGGCAAAAACAUUCUUGUGAUGUGUGAUGCUUACACUCCAGCUGGAGAGCCCAUUCCAACCAAUAAAAGGCAUAAUGCUGCCAAAAUUUUCAGCCACCCCGAUGUUGUUGCAGAGGAACCAUGGUAUGGCAUUGAGCAAGAGUAUACUCUAUUGCAGAAAGAUACAAAUUGGCCCCUUGGUUGGCCACUUGGGGGCUAUCCUGGACCGCAGGGCCCGUACUACUGCGGGGUAGGUGCUGAUAAAGCAUAUGGGCGUGAUAUAGUAAACUCACAUUACAAAGCUUGUCUUUAUGCUGGCAUUAAUAUCAGUGGCAUCAAUGGCGAAGUGAUGCCUGGCCAGUGGGAAUUCCAAGUCGGUCCUGCUGUUGGCAUCUCUGCUGGAGAUGAGCUCUGGGUUGCCCGCUACAUUCUGGAGAGGAUCGCGGAGAUUGCUGGUGUUGUGGUUUCUUUUGAUCCCAAGCCUAUUCAGGGAGACUGGAAUGGAGCUGGUGCUCACACCAACUACAGCACAAAGUCGAUGAGAAAGGAGGGAGGAUUUGAGGUGAUAAAGAAGGCGAUUGAGAAGCUAGGAUUGAGGCACAAAGAGCACAUAGCUGCUUAUGGAGAAGGAAACGAGAGGCGUCUAACAGGCAAACACGAAACAGCAGACAUUAACACCUUCUCAUGGGGAGUGGCGAACAGAGGAGCUUCAGUGAGAGUGGGGAGAGACACACAGAAAGAAGGGAAAGGAUACUUUGAAGACAGAAGGCCAGCUUCUAACAUGGAUCCUUACGUGGUCACUUCCCUCAUCGCAGAUACCACCAUCGUCUGGAAGCCAUGAACAUCCUCAUCACCACCACCAACACCACCACCACCAUUAUAUUACUCACUUCUGGCCCUCUUGUCCUAUUCAUUGUCUCUGUCUCUUUGUCUGUCAACUUCUUAGCUCGUUUCAUUUUCUUCCCCCUUAUUUGGCCUAUAUUUGGAACACCAUCGUAAACACAUCACCCCGAUAUUGUAAUAUUUGGUAGGUAAAAAAAUGUUCUCUUAAAAAAAAUGCGUUAAUCUCAAUUUUUUAAAAAAAAAAAAUAUUUCUCAUUUCUUUUUUAAAAAACAUUUUCUUACAUAUCAAACAUGUAGUACCUGUGUCAUAAUCGAGGUGUUCUUGCUGCUUGAAUUACUAUGAAUUUUAGACAAGUAACUUGAGAGUUGGAUUUUAAUAAUUGGUGGUAUUUGAUGUCAUUAGGUAGCUUCAACUCCCCUGUAAACCCAUUUGGGUAGACAAUAAAUUUAUGCUUUCUUAGAAAAGGGGGAAUUAUAUGAAGUUUUCUCUUCUCAUAUUAUGAUUA